AUGAAGUACGGACGACUGGUCGAGGUGGAGGUGCCGGGCGAGCUGGGCGUGGUGAGCUUCGUGUCGAGCGGCGCUGCGGACAAGAAGAAGGGGGCCGCGGCCGCGGCGAAGCCGAACGUGACGAAGAUCAGGAGCGGCGAGUACGACCGAAUCGUGAACUGGAUGCUGUCGUUCUUCGACACCUACUGA
Acanthamoeba castellanii str. Neff is the source of this 189-nucleotide messenger RNA. RefSeq lists its product as uncharacterized. The transcript has a single exon. NCBI's taxonomy places the organism in Eukaryota, Discosea, Longamoebia, Acanthamoebidae. The record is from RefSeq and is a predicted model, not a curated record. Bases 1 to 189 code for a protein of 62 amino acids.